Molecule: messenger RNA, 6719 nt
Organism: Acanthochromis polyacanthus (spiny chromis)
Lineage: Eukaryota; Metazoa; Chordata; Actinopteri; Pomacentridae
Gene: trim2b
Product: tripartite motif containing 2b
Exons: 14
Coding region: 741-2756 (671 amino acids)
Biological process (GO): proteasome-mediated ubiquitin-dependent protein catabolic process; protein polyubiquitination; negative regulation of translation
Molecular function (GO): protein binding; zinc ion binding; translation repressor activity
Source: RefSeq, a predicted model, not a curated record
GCUGCAAGCUGCUGGUGUUGCCGUGACGAUGAUAUCCUCCUCCCCCUCCCUCCUACACACACACACACACACACACACACACACACACUGAGGAGAGGCAGCAAACAAGACGCUAUCAUGACGCGAUGGCUUCAGGCUGCAAAACAGACACUUGCAGCGAUCGCCUCAGGAGGACGUGGACACAUUGGAUUUCAUCUUCAACCCACUGUAAAUUAAACUAACGCCAAGGCUUGUCACUUUCCCGAAAACAGACUGGAAGAAGACCAGACCGCUCCUCUUACACUAUAAUUCUUGUGGUUUCAAGAGACUAAUAUUUCUCUGGGAGCGGACAACACGUAAAAGCAGAAGGAUGUUUUAAAUUGGAAAUUUAUCAAGAUUUUAAUGCCUGGAGCCUUUUGUCGCCCAACAGGAAUUUAAUGGAAUGACGUAUGCCAAGAUUGAUUGACUACAGGCUCAGAUAAAGACCAUUAGCCUCUCUUCUUAGUGGUGGACACGUCAAGAACGGAGCAUUUUUGUCAAGCUAGACUUUGCCGAGGGUUUCCAUAAGGAGUUUGUUUGAAUGUUUUACUCCCUCCCGUUGAAUGUACGAUGGAAUAAACCCCGAAACACAAGAAGAAGAACCACAACAAGCUGCUCAGAAAGACAGUAGCUGUAUCGGAAAAUAAAGCCCCUUCCCCUGGCUGCAGAGGGGAACAAGGGGUGUGUUCGGAGGUUCACCCCCACCAGGCUGCCGCUCGCAGAUGGAGGCCCACCAACACUCCCCAGAUAGCAGCAGUGAGGAGUGCACCGUCCUGGAGGCUCCGCCCGUCAAAAACGCCUGCCCACAACAUGCAGGGAAGGUGGCGGACCUGUACUGUUCGGCCUGUGAGGUUGCGCUGUGUGAAGACUGUGUGUCGGACCAUGGAGAGCACCCGAAGGUGGCCCUCACCCAGGCCCUGGAGCAGCAUCGCAGCAGCCUGCAGGAGAGGCUGGGAUCUGUCAACAACAGACUCCCUCAGAUUUCAGAUGCCCUGUCCUUCGUCAAGGAGAUCCUUCAGCAGCUGACCAAUCAGAGAGCUUCCAUUGAGGAGGACAUCCAGUCGAGCUUCGAGGACCUGCACAAGCAGCUGGAUGUCCGGAAGAGUGUCCUGCUGAUGGAGCUAGAAGUCACAUACGGACUCAAACAGAAGGUCCUUCAGGCGCAGGUAGACAGCCUUGUCCGGGGAGAGGGGGAAAUCAUGGCCACCUGUACCCAGACGGAGGAGGCCCUGGCUGGGGAGGCCUGCGUGGCGAGCCUGCAGGUGGAGCAGGAGCUGCGGGAGAAGCUGGGGGAGCUGGUGGGCCUGGGCCUGCCAUGCCAGCCGGAGGAGAACGACCAGCUGGAUCUGGUGAUGGAGACGGACGGGCUGAGGAAGUCCAUACACAACCUGGGGACCAUCGUCACCACCAGUGCGGUGGCGAGCCAAAGUGAAGCCAUGGGCGCCGGCCUGGAGCAGUGUGUAGUCGGACAUCCUGCCUCGGUUACUAUCGUAACAAGGGACAAGUCUGGGGGAGCGUGCAAGAGUGGUAACGCAAUCCUAUCGGCUGAGGUGUUCACCCCAGAUGGCAGCAUCGUAGAUGGUGAGAUCGUGGACCACAAGAACGGGACAUAUGAGUUUGUGUACAUCGUGCCGAAGGAGGGCGACUUCUCCCUGGCACUUCGACUGUACGACCAGCACAUCAAGGGAAGUCCUUUCAAACUGACCAUCACCAGGGUCUCAGAGGCAGAAGUAGAGGUAUCUCCAUCCACCACGACAGCAACCAACUCAGCAGCCAAUGCCACCCCAUCCACAGGCUCCUCUGAGGGGGCAAAGAGACGAGGGAAGUCCCCUGGCCAAAAGAAGAAGGGCUCCAAGAGGGCCAGCAGUGCCCUGGGCACCCCGCGACGCAAAACUCAGAACCCCAUCGAGGAUGACCUCAUCUUCCGGAUUGGAACAAAAGGCAGGAAUAAAGGAGAGUUCACCAACCUCCAAGGAGUGGCUGCCUCUUCCACUGGCAGGAUACUGAUUGCCGACAGCAACAAUCAGUGUGUCCAGAUUUUCUCCAACGAGGGAGAAUUCAAGAGUCGUUUUGGAGUGCGGGGACGGUCGCCGGGCCAACUGCAGCGCCCCACCGGUGUAGCCGUGCACCCCAGUGGUGACAUAAUCAUUGCCGACUACGACAACAAAUGGGUCAGCAUCUUUUCCUGCGAGGGCAAGUUCAAGGCAAAGCUCGGCUCCGGUAGACUUAUGGGACCUAAGGGUGUGUCCGUGGAUGAAAAUGGUCACGUGAUUGUGGUGGACAACAAGGCGUGCACUGUCUUCAUCUUCCAACUGACUGGCAAGCUCAUCACCAAGUUUGGUAGCCGGGGCAAUGGUGACAAGCAGUUUGCAGGUCCACAUUUUGCAGCAGUGAACAAGAACAAUGAGAUCAUUGUGACAGACUUCCAUAACCACUCUGUCAAGGUUUUCACCCCCGAGGGAGAGCUGGUGUUGAAGUUUGGAUCAAACGGUGAAGGAAAUGGCCAGUUCAAUGCUCCCACCGGUGUAGCUGUGGACAUCAAUGGGAACAUCAUUGUAGCUGACUGGGGCAACAGCAGGAUACAGGUUUUUGAUGGCAGCGGCUCCUUCCUAUCCUACAUCAACACAUCAGCAGACCCUCUGUACGGGCCUCAAGGUCUGGCUCUGACCUCAGAUGGACAUGUGGUGGUUGCCGACUCUGGCAACCACUGCUUCAAAGUCUACCGAUACCUACAAUGAUGGAGGCUUAGACGGAGAUGUGAAGAGGAGGCAGGAGAGAGGUGGACAGGGGGAGCAGUUGUUGGAUGUUGUUGGAGAUACGGUGUGCAAUGUCAAAUUGUAGGAAUUACUGCAUGAACCUCUAUUGCUGCCUGUAACUCUGGAUGGAAGCAUGGACAGAAGACAGGAAAAAGCAAAGGAGACGGAUUAGCUAAACUGCCAUCAAUACAUUGUCACAACUGCAAUGGGAAUAUCUAACUUUGUCAUCCAUGAUGGUUUUGAGAUGUCUGAAGAAGGGAUGAAGCUCAUAGAAAAUAAGAUGGAAUGGAAAAAUACGAUAUUCCUGACAAAGAAGUACACCAGAAUGGGCGACACAAGCGAAAUGUGAAGUGCAGCAACAAAUUAACAAUGCCAAAUCAAGAGGCCACUCUUCUUCCAAUUUGACAUGAGUGGAACAAUGGAGGAUUGAAUGAAAAAGGCUUUAAGAAAACAAAGGGAAAACAAAAUAAGGUUCCGAGAAGAGCUGUGAAACCACCGCCUCCGUAAUCUACAAUGUAGUGAAUGCUGGAUAAAGGUAUCAAAGAAGUAUCAAAGGCAUGAAAGCAUACAUAUAGGAUAUGAAGUGAAGAGAAUGGAUUGGAGGUUGAAAGUUUUCUAAUGUUCUGCCUUCUCAUAUUGUAUUUAAUCCACAAAAUAAUAGCCAAUGAGCUAAAAGAGGUCUAUGUCUGUGACAUUAUUUGAUCCUUUACAUUAUAACAAACGUCCCUGCAGUUUAACCCGUAACUUUGGAAGCUAGAAUUUGCUACUAAAUCUGCACUCAACUUUAAACUCGUGCAGCAGUAGAGCCACGCAGUCAUGUUGGGAAACUCCCAGCAAGGGACGCAUUAAUUUGUAAAUAUUGCUAAAAAAUGGAGGGGCGGCGGGGGGGGGCAACUUCUCCCAGUCAAAUUUCCAGUGAAUUUUGGCAGAUUAUAAACAACUGAACGGUAGACUAAGACAUGGGCCACUUUUAGCCUGUUGUGCAUUGUUUGUAACUUAGGAUUGUUUGAAUAUGGAAUGUUUAUUUUGUUUCCCAUAUGCUAGUGUUCUUUACAAAUUAGAAACGAUUGCUUGACUCUAAUUCUGAUUGUCUGAGUGACUGAUUGAUCGAUUGAUUGGCUUGAUUGACUCGGUAGCUUUGAUGGGCAUCAUUGUCUCUCUCUGCUUGGUUUGAGUGCUCAUAUAUUUUUCCUGAAAAAUCCGUUGCAAUGAGAACAAGUCUAUAAAUCUAUCCUAUAUAUUUGUGAGAAGACGUUUAAUAAUAUGUAAAAUGCUCAAAGUAAUCAACAUAUUUGGAAUCAGCAACAUUUUCACACUCGUUUCUGCUCAACAUCUCCGUAGCAAAAGAGAAAAGAGUGGGGGAGGGAAUUGCAGACUGUUUGAUUCAAUCCUUGCCGAAACCAAGGAUUUCGAGAAUGCUGUAAGAGUUGCGUGAAGUGCUGUCGCCUGCUUGUACAAUUUCACGUUCUGCCCAAAAAAAGAGAAUACCUCAAUGUUUUAGAAGCAUGCCUCUGUUAUUAUGUAAUUGUUGACAUCUGACAUACCAGAUUUCAACUGUAAGCUCCCAUUUUGCAAACUGUUCACCCGCACCAAAAGACGAUUAACACCUCGUUUCCACAUAGCUAGUCAACCAGAACUCUGUGGAGCUACUUCACUGUUUUUUUCAGUUUGAAGUUUGCCUUGACCAUCUAGAACAAUGUGGACUUCUGAAAUGGAUUUUGGAAAGAGUGCUAUAGUAAAUUUGAGCUACUUUAAUGCACGAUUCAUGAUUAUAUGUUCUAACCACACUGCAACCUCCAAGGCUGAAAACUAAGUGCCAACCCCUGCAUUUCCUUGAAUGACCACUGGACCAAAUGAGACUGGCUCCAGAAGUGAGUCAAUCCAUAUUUACCCUGGUACUAAAAUGGCCAUUUUACAGCGGGAAAUACUGAUGUUCCACGCUCAUGUUCCAUAAUACUAGAUGGGGUAAAACCUAUUGCCUUCCGUCCAUCUUUGAAAUGAUGCAUUUCAUAACACUGAACACUAGAGGGCAUAGUCUGUAUAUUAUACAGAAUUAUGGGCACCAAACAAAAGGUGGCUUUGCAGACACACAUCAACCUGUUUACUGGAGGCUACAUUAGGUUGUUAAAAACAAACUGGCGCUGUCUGAAGAUGAAGAUAAGGAAAGGUGAGACUUCUUCAGAAAAGAUGCUAAAAACCAUCCCAAGCCAUUAAUUUUCUAAUGGGACCAUUCAAAAACACAAUAAACAAGAUGGAAACGUGACUGUAGUGGAGUGCAGUCGAGUGAAAUUGACUCCUGUUGCGUUAGCAUUCAGAAGCAGCACUAACAGAUGUUCCACUGUUCGUCUGCAUUGGUUUAAUUCCCCAGAGUCCUUCACUGCGUAAACUAUAUAUCCCCCUAAAGCUAUGUGGAAACGAGUCAAGCAACCAUGACAGUAACAUCAGUAAAGUAUGCUUAAGGACAUCAAACACCUGUGAAAUUCCAAAGCAUUUACUCAUAACUUUUAGAAAAGUGCCGUGUGAUAUAAUAACAACACAGAGCAUUUACAUGAGCUAUUGACGAGGCAAGAACCACAUUUACGUUAUUUACAUGAUCGUUGAGUUGGACAGUGUUAAUAUGUGAGAAACACCAGAUGCUUGUGGUUGCAGAAGUGGCGUCCUGUCAGUUAUUCACACAACAUUCAGUCUUUUUUGAAGAAGGAAUUAAGAGAAACAAUAAUCACCAUGUUCACAGCCGGGUUGAAGAUUUUCUAAGUUAUUUAUUACUUCUAUUUAUUAUUUAUUGUUUUGAUUAGUCAUUUUAAUCUUGCCAUUAGAUUGUGUUCCACCAUGUGCAUUGAGAUUCUUAAGUGCCCAUUACAUUUCUUCUUUUUGUACAUUUUAUCUGAAUGUGACUGUGGUGGCUGUUAUGUGUGUUUUGCUACAUUUUAUUCCUGUUCUUUAUUUAUUUUUGUUGUUGUCAUUUUUGUCAAGUUGAAACUGUCAUGCUGUGGGGCAAAAAAAUAUUCAAGCUUGCCAGUUAGCCGGAAUAGGUUGUUAGCAUUGCAUUUCCGAUCAAAACCAAUGGUCAAAAAGCUAACUAGUAACCUGUAGUACAGCACAAUGAUCAAAUUGAUUAAAACAAUUUGCUUUUGAAUGCUAAUACUGCCAGUUUUGAAUGUGGUUACAGGCUAACUUAAUAGCUCAUUUUUGCCAUUGGUUUAGAUGCUGAAUGCUCAUCACUUUUACAGAUAGCUAAGACAUUAUAGUUUUUAGACGAAAAUAAAAAAACGGACAAAAGUGCAUGUUCAAUGAAAAUAAUCGGCUAAAAUGGAAAGAAUUCCCCAUUUGUGCUGAUUGUCAGUCUGUUCAAGAGUCUUUUAAAAGUACUUUUUCUGACUUUGUUCAAGCGCCCAACAAUCCUGGAGGAGAUUUUUGGAUUUGUCUGCGCUCAUUGAUUGUUUCAACAAAAUCUGGCCACGGUUUUUAAAGUAAUCCAGGCUUUGUUUGCUGGAUGUUCAGCCUUAAUGUCAGUAAUACAUAUGAAUGUUGUUUCAAAGUUGUUAUGAUGGAACUGCCUUCUCAGUAAUCUUGAUUUGAAACUUUGCGUAGACAUACAGCAAGUAAUAGAUAGAUAAUAACCAUUUCAAGCAUAAAUAGAUUAGAUUGGAGGCUACACAUCCAUUUGAGAGAACUUUGAUUCCGCUGAAAAAUAUCUUUGGGCUUCUGUGAGUGCGUGUGUGUGUGAGUUUUCACCAUGAAAUAGAUCUACAUUAUAUACUGGUUACAUUUUUUUCCUCAAAUGGAUAUGUGGUGUUUUGGAACACAGCUCAGUUCUUAUCGGUCACUUGCCUGCUCUUUCGCUCUCUGUAAUUACUAUCUGUCAUGUCUGUUCACUGUUAUGGGCUAUCUCUUAAUGUUCACACACACUCAACACUGAAAUAAAGCAUUGAUUCCUAAAUGGCA